AUGGUGCCUUCCUUUGCCCUCGGUGUUGCCCUGCUAGCUGGGCUAGCUGCAGCCGUCCCCGCGCUGCAUCUCCAGGUGAGGUCGUCCAGCGGAACGAUCACCGCGCUCUCCUCCACUGUGACCACUGCGUUCAGUCCGUACACGUACUACGCCAGCGCGGGCUACUGCUCCGCGUCCGAGACGAGCAACUGGAGCUGUGGGGCGAACUGCGAUGCGAACCCGACUUUCAAGCCC
Laetiporus sulphureus 93-53 is the source of this 234-nucleotide messenger RNA. RefSeq lists its product as uncharacterized. The transcript has a single exon. NCBI's taxonomy places the organism in Eukaryota, Fungi, Basidiomycota, Agaricomycetes, Polyporales, Laetiporaceae. The annotation marks the transcript as partial. The record is from RefSeq and is a predicted model, not a curated record.